Molecule: messenger RNA, 1896 nt
Organism: Dovyalis caffra
Lineage: Eukaryota; Viridiplantae; Streptophyta; Magnoliopsida; Malpighiales; Salicaceae
Source: the annotation of a GenBank genome assembly
AUGAUGUCCUUGAAUAGUAGCAUCUUUCUGCAGAAUAAGGCGGGCAUUUCGAGCUCGAGUAGCCCUUUCUCGGGGAGGCAGAGAGGAUCAGCCCCGUCAGUUCCUUCUUCAUUGAGGGUAGUGGCCGUCAAUUCCAAUAGGGAUCGAAACGGCAGCGUGUUGAUGGAGAGCACCCUCAAGGACGUGAAAGAUGGAGCCGCUUCUGUGAUUGACGUCGACUCCAAAUCAACCGUUGCUCCAGGUGGGGCCCAUGACGUUUACGGUGAGGAUGCUGCCACUGAGGAGCAGGUUGUCACCCCUUGGUUUGUCUCAGUUGCCAGUGGGUAUUCUUUGUUGCGAGAUCCACACCACAACAAAGGGCUUGCCUUCUCUGAAAAGAGAGAGGACGUCCAGGUGAAGAAACUGAUGCAUAUUAUUCGCCAAUAUCAAGUUCCAUUGCAGAAGUACAUGGCUAUGAUGGAUCUUCAGGAGAGAAAUGAAAAAUUGUUCUACAAGCUUCUCAUUGACAAUGUUGAGGAAAUGCUCCCUAUUGUCUACACUCCAACUGUUGGUGAAGCUUGCCAAAAGUAUGGGAGCAUCUUUAGUCGUCCUCAGGGUCUUUAUAUUAGUUUGAAAGAGAAGGGUAGCAUUCAUGAGGUGUUGCGGAACUGGCCUGAGAAAAACAUUCAAGUUAUCGUUGUCACUGAUGGAGAGCGGAUUUUGGGCCUAGGUGACCUAGGCUGUCAGGGUAUGGGGAUACCAGUAGGGAAACUGGCUCUGUAUACAGCACUUGGUGGAGUUCGUCCUUCAGCUUGCUUACCUGUAACAAUUGAUGUGGGGACAAACAAUGAGAAUCUGUUAAACGACGAGUUCUAUAUAGGGCUCAGGCAAAGAAGAGCAACUGGACAGGAAUAUGCUGAACUGAUGCAUGAAUUCAUGUCUGCAGUCAAGCAGACCUAUGGUGAGAAAGUCCUCGUUCAGUUUGAAGACUUUGCAAACCACAAUGCUUUUGAUCUGCUUGCAAAAUAUAGCGCAACUCAUCUUGUUUUCAAUGAUGAUAUUCAGGGCACUGCAUCUGUGGUCCUUGCAGGGCUUGUUGCAGCACUAAAGGUAGUUGGUGGAACUUUAGCUGACCACAGAUUCUUAUUUCUUGGUGCUGGAGAGGCUGGCACUGGAAUUGCUGAACUUAUAGCCCUUGAGAUGUCCAAACAGACUAAUAUGCCAGUGGAAGAGGCUCGCAAGAAGAUUUGGCUUGUAGACUCCAAGGGGUUGAUUGUUAGUUCCCGCAGGGAAUCACUCCAACAUUUCAAGAAGCCCUGGGCUCAUGAGCAUGAACCCAUUAAGACACUUCUAGAUGCUGUUAACGACAUCAAGCCAACAGUGUUGAUUGGAACAUCAGGAGUAGGAAGAACAUUUACCAAAGAAGUGGUUGAAGCCAUGGCCUCCUUCAACGAGAAACCUAUAAUUCUUUCUCUUUCCAACCCAACUUCACAAUCUGAAUGUACCGCUGAAGAAGCUUAUACAUGGAGUCAGGGGCGUGCCAUUUUUGCUAGUGGAAGCCCAUUUGCUCCUGUUGAAUAUGAGGGUAAAACUUUUGUGCCUGGCCAGGCAAACAAUGCAUACAUUUUCCCUGGAUUUGGUCUGGGUGUAAUAAUGUCUGGUGCAAUCCGUGUCCAUGAUGAUAUGCUACUGGCAGCUGCGGAAGCUUUGGCUGCUCAGGUGACCCAGGAGAACUUUGAGAAGGGACUUAUCUACCCUCCAUUCAAAAACAUCAGGCAGAUUUCGGCAGAUAUUGCUGCUAAAGUGGCUGCUAAAGCUUACGAACUUGGUUUGGCUACUCGCCUUCCUCCACCAAAGGAUCUGGUCAAGUAUGCUGAGAGCUGUAUGUACAGCCCUGCUUAUCGAAGCUAUCGGUGA